This is a messenger RNA of Punica granatum (pomegranate), 1007 nucleotides long. The record is from RefSeq and is a predicted model, not a curated record. Lineage: Eukaryota; Viridiplantae; Streptophyta; Magnoliopsida; Myrtales; Lythraceae.
UUCAAGAAGAAAGAAGAACUCAGCGACAGCACAGAUAUAUAUAUAUAUAUAUCUACGAAAUGAAUUCUUACUAUUCUUCUUUCAAUUCAUCCGAUUUCUUUUCAAUCAACCAAUACCAUCCCUUCACCGGAAACCACCCUAUAACUUCGACUCCGGGUCCUCUCAGACCCAACUACAAGUUUGAAGUAAGCGGGAACAGUGUGCAUAAGGAAGAAGUUUAUUACCGUGGUGUGAGGAAGCGUCCUUGGGGAAAGUACGCAGCGGAGAUCCGGGACUCCACAAGGAACGGAGCAAGGGUCUGGCUCGGGACCUUCAACACGGGCGAGGAGGCUGCCCUGGCUUAUGAUCAGGCUGCAUUUGCAGUGAGGGGGUCGGCGGCGGUGCUCAACUUCCCGGCGGAGGUGGUGCAAAGGUCGCUGGUGGCUGAGGACAUGAGGAGUGUCGGGAUCGAAGGAGGGACAUGGGAAGGGCAUUCACCGGUUCUUGCGUUGAAGAAGAAGCACUACAUGAAGAGGAAAGCGGAGAGCCGGAAGAGGAGGGAGAGCGAGUCGAGGUUGAAGGCGGCAAAGGUAAAGAAAAAUGUGGUGGUCUUGGAGGACUUGGGAGCGGCUUUCCUGGAGGAGAUCCUUCGUAUAUCGGAGAACCCGAAUCCCUGGUGAAACGUAAAAUACAUCAGCACUCGCCUCCCCUGAGAACUCGCCAAUUCUUGCGGACUCAACUUCAACCAAAAUGGCCGGCAUUGGCAUAAAUGUCAUUUCAUUGAUCUAUAUUCAGUUGUGUCUUGGACUCUAUUUUACGACAAAAAGAAAGAUCACUAUACGAAUAAUCCACUUGAGUAAAAUCAAAUCCAUGCUUAAAAAUUGUCGAGGCAGAAUAAGCAACAAACUGUUCGUGGUAAAUUAUUAGAUAUUUUCGACAUUUCACACAAUCAUGUCGUGACUAAUUCACGGGUUUAAUCACGAUGCAUGCACUAAAUAGUACCAUUUUCUGGUUAUUUGGUGCACAUC